Molecule: messenger RNA, 1394 nt
Organism: Aspergillus neoniger CBS 115656
Lineage: Eukaryota; Fungi; Ascomycota; Eurotiomycetes; Eurotiales; Aspergillaceae
Product: amid-like NADH oxidoreductase
Exons: 7
Coding region: 113-1306 (397 amino acids)
Cellular component (GO): cytoplasm
Molecular function (GO): flavin adenine dinucleotide binding; electron-transferring-flavoprotein dehydrogenase activity
Source: RefSeq, a predicted model, not a curated record
CAGACCUAUACCUUCCUGGAUUUUUAAUACAUUUAUCACUGCAAGCAUAGCAUUGAUUAUCUCGUCUAUCGCUCCUAGAAUAAUCCAACACCGCACUGAAAAUUCCGUCAGUAUGGCCGCAACUUCUUUGAAGAACGUUAUCGUCGUGGGCGGUUCCUAUGUCGGAAAGGGAGUCGCACAAGAGCUUGCGCGGGUCGUUCCCAGCACACAUAGAGUCCUCCUGAUCGAACCCCACAGUCACUUCCACCAUCUUUUCGCAUUUCCCCGAUUCGCCGUCCUCUCCGGCCACGAACAAAAAGCCUUCAUCCCCUACUCCCGCCUCUACUCCUCCAUCCCCAAUGCCACACAACAUGCAGUCGUCCAGGCGCGCGUUCUCUCCGUACAGCCCCAACACGUCAACCUCGACCGUGACUGGCAAGGUCUGAAGCAGAUCCCAUUCGACUACCUCGUUGUCGCAACAGGCACGCGUCUCGCCCAACCCGCAGCCAUGAGCGACGACGACAAACCCUCCUCCGUCCUCUACCUCCAGAAGCACCAAGCAGACGUCAAGAAAGCCAAGUCUGUAGUAAUCGUUGGCGGUGGAGCCGUCGGUGUGCAGAUGGCCACCGACAUGAAGGAGCUGUACCCGGAGAAGGAAAUUACCGUGGUGCAGUCACGCGAUCAAUUGAUGCCUCAAUUCCACCGCGGUCUUCACGAGAUCGUGAAGAAGCGCUUUGAGGAGCUCGGUAUCAACCUGGUCACCGGCGCCCGCAUCGUCGUCCCCGAAUCCGGCUUCCCUAACAACGGCACCCCCUUCACCGUCCAACUGAACAACGGCACCGAACUCUCAACCGAGUUCGUCAUUCUCGCCACGGGCCAGAAACCCAACAACGACCUUAUCAAGUCUCUCCCCGCUUCCUCUCCCGACUCUCUCAUCAACCCCGAUAACGGCUUCAUUCGCAUCCGUCCCACCUUGCAGUUCCAGGACCCGAAGUACCCGAACCUCUUUGCGCUGGGCGAUAUCGCUGAUACUGGAUUGCGCAAGGCCGCAAGACCCGGUGGUCCCCAGGCUGCGGCCGUGGCGAAGAAUAUCCAGGCGAUGAUCGAGGGGAAGAAGCCCGAGGAGGCGUUCCCGCCGUUCCCGAUGGCUAUUCAUAUUACGUUGGGAUUGAAAUACAACAUUGUGUUCCGGAAUCCCAACCCCGCUGAAGGACAGAAUGAGCCUGUUGUUAAGGAGUCUUGGGACUCGCAAGAAGACAUGGGUGUUGAUCGGUGGUGGCAGCGUAUGGGAUUCGAGGAAAGCGGCGCCCCUCAAUACCAUUUGUAAAGCGGAUGCAUUGCAUACUGUUACCGCGUACGAUACCAUUUGAUGUAGAUUUGAUAGACCAUCCAUAUAAGAUAUGAUACCAUUUGUG